AUCUUAGCAACUUCCAAAAAAAAUUCGUUACAAUAGUACAACACCAAGAAAAUUACACAAUGUCACAAACAUAUUCAAUGCUCGAGUUUACAAAGGAGAAUCUUAACUAUUGGCUACUAGAUCACCCAUCAAUUGUUUCAUUCCGGUGGAGUCCUGCCCUAUCAUGGGGAGCCACAUGGUGGUUUCUCAUCUCCGCCAUAUUCUUUUACAUCUCCAUCACGGUAACUAUCCACGUCAUCCUUAAACUAUGUCGGAGACUGCGCCCUGUACCUUUAGGUCCAUUACCAGCAAUUCAUAGUCUCUCCAUGUCAUUAAUCUCCCUAACAAUAUUUUUCGGCAUGUUUUUCUCUGCUGAAGCUGAGGUUCGGGACACUCGUUGGCUUUGGAAACGAACCCGAACCACACCAUUCGAAUGGUUACUAUGUUUCCCAUUGGGCAUUCGUCCAUCGGGUCGUGUUUUCUUUUGGUCAUAUGCUUUUUAUCUCUCUCGUUAUCUUCACAUGAUUAGGACAAUUUUCAUUGUUUUGACCGAAAGAAAAUUGUCGUUUUUUAGAUUAUUUAACAACUCGAUUAUUCUCAUAAUGUCAUAUUUAUGGCUGGAGUUUUCACAAUCGCUUCAAGUGUUGGCUAUAUUGUUCUCUACGUUGGUUUGUUCAGUGGUUUAUGGGUACCGAUUUUGGACACAAAUUGGGUUACCUAGUAAAACAUUUAAAUUUUCAGGGAAUUUUCAUAUGGUGUUGUUUGGUUGCAAUUUGGCGUGCCAUGUUGGAGUACUUUUGUUGCAUUAUUCUAGAGGAGGAUGUAAUGGAAUUGGAGCAUGGGUUUUUAAUUCUUUUUUAAAUGUUUUAAUUCUUUGGCAUUUCUUGAAGUCGUAUGUUGAUACGAACUGUCAAAGGAAGGAUGCUUCUUCCAAAAGAGAGGAUGACUCUGCUAAGGGUACUUCAGCACAUGAUAAUUAACAAUAUGCUAAGUCAAAGCCAGAGAAAUUUGACAAUUAGAAGAAUUUUCAAUAAUAUCAUUUGAGGAGAGGGAGGUUCUUUGUUGCUUCCCUUUUUCUCGAUAUUUUAUUUUUAUUCCUACCUUACUCUUUUAAUUUAUUUAGGGUCGCCGAUGACUCCCCGGAUUAACAUGUAUUUUAGUGUUGUAGAGAGUCUUUUUGUCAUUUUAAUUUAGGAUUUUAGAAGAUUUUAUUUUAUUUAUUGAUAAAUCAAUGGUUAAAGGAAUAAUAAAAUCCAGAAGUAAAUAUGAA
Medicago truncatula (barrel medic) is the source of this 1249-nucleotide messenger RNA. Its product is annotated as elongation of fatty acids protein 3-like. Bases 60 to 959 code for a protein of 299 amino acids. Gene Ontology annotation, cellular component: endoplasmic reticulum membrane. Lineage: Eukaryota; Viridiplantae; Streptophyta; Magnoliopsida; Fabales; Fabaceae. The transcript has a single exon. Gene Ontology annotation, biological process: sphingolipid biosynthetic process; fatty acid elongation, polyunsaturated fatty acid; very long-chain fatty acid biosynthetic process. The record is from RefSeq and is a predicted model, not a curated record. Gene Ontology annotation, molecular function: fatty acid elongase activity.